GAUCGAGAGCAUUGUCACUUCCAUACGUUACAAUACAGAGAUGUAGGUAGGUGAGAAGGAAAGUCGACUGCGCUCGAGGAUGAGUUGAACGAAGCACGCGAUUUGACUAUGCUGACUUUUGCUCAGGUGAUUCAAGAUGGCGGACGCAAAAUACUUGCAGGAGACGGUGGGACCAGCUCUCACGGCUGGUUUGGCCUCUGUCGCUUCUGUGCAGCCAGAAGACCCUGUCGACUAUCUUGCUCACUGGCUCUUGAAGUAUCUCGCGGUGGAAGAGCAGAAGGCUCUGGCGGUGAAAGCAAAGGAGCAUGCGGAGAAGGAGAGGGAGAGAGUGGACGCGGAGGAACAGGCUAAGAUUCACGAGCAAGGCGACAACACGAGCCGUUUGAACAGCUGCAAGGAGAGUCUUUCCAAAGAGACGAGCAUCGACAAGCUGUAUAACAGCCUCAUCGAGACUCUGCGCAAGGAGACUGAGGCCAAGAACGUCUAUGUCGCCUUCUUGGAGCAGCGAGAAGCUCCUGAAGGAGCAGCCCCGGAGCCGGAGGAAGAAGCCGUUGCUCCUCCUGAGGGAUGGAGCGUGGAAGAAGGACGAUGGACCAACGUGCCGGAAGGCGAGGAACCUCCUCCUCCUUGGGUGCCUCCCAAGAUCAUGCCCCGCGUACCCACCUACUGCGCCUUGACAUACAAGUACGCCAACAGGGAAAACUCUUGGCUGCGAGGAAAGGAAAUCUUGUCACCUGCUCUUUCCAACGGCACGGCCACUGUCUCUUUCCAGGCCGUACAGGAACGGAAGAGCGUCCUCGUCUCCAACGUGCUGGAGUCCGACCCUCCCCUCGUCUUCCAUGGGAUGCCCUUGCCUGGCUCGUUCGCCGUGUGCCCUCUACUGGCUUCCGAAGAUGACAAGUACCUGGAGGGAAGAGUUCUAGGGCUCAUCUUCAUCGACACCCUGUCGUCUUCAUCCUACCUGAGCGACAAGGAUCUUGAGGUCCUGCAGGACUUGCGCUCGACCGUGUCUUUCACCCACGAGAAGCUGAUCUUGGAGGCGAAGAAACGAGUGGAAGAAGAGCAGGCGGCAGCCAGCCGCCUCCUCAACGAGGACUGUGUGGUGCCGGAAGAGAAGAAGCCCGUGGAGGAGGACGGCAUCGACGAGCUAGAAGGCAAGUUGACGUUCGCCCAGGAUCUGGUGCAGAAGGUGAAGGACAUUAUUGGAGAGCGAAUGCCGAUGGAGCGCAAGGACGAGCACGGGCACGAGCUGUCAGAGAUCAGCACUUUCGAGGCCGGGACGGUGGCUCAUCGGGUGGUGGCGAGCGUGGAGUGCCUGGUCAAGGUUGCUCAGGGCGACGGCUACCUCAAGGACCUAUCGGAUGCUCUGAGCAAGUUCGACCUCCUCGCGGUCGAUCAAGCCGUCAUGGACGAAUGCAAGCUGAAGCUCAACCCUGAGGGAGCGGAACCUGUGACUAAGGAGAGCGAGAUGCCCUUCACUGCUCAACUUCUUGUCGCGCUUGUCUUGCUGGUUCUCGAGUUCGGGGAUGCUGCCAUCAAGCUUGCCACCCUGAAGGCGGAGAAGGCGGCUCAAGAAGAAGCAGCAGCAGCCGAAGCAGCAGCAGCCGAAGCAGCAGCAGCCGAAGCAGCAGCACCGGCGGAGGAGCAAGCGGAAGCUGCGCCACCGGCAGACGGUGAGGAGCCUCCUGCUGCAGAGUGAAGCAAAUGGUUGAGGGAAGCCCAUCAGAGGUUGAAGGAUUGAAAACUUGAUGUUCAUUUCUCUGUACACAAAAUAAAGAUUACACAUUUGACGG
This is a messenger RNA of Guillardia theta CCMP2712, 1793 nucleotides long. RefSeq lists its product as hypothetical. The coding region runs from base 137 to 1699 and encodes 520 amino acids. The record is from RefSeq and is a predicted model, not a curated record. The transcript has 7 exons. Gene Ontology annotation, cellular component: Set1C/COMPASS complex. Lineage: Eukaryota; Cryptophyceae; Pyrenomonadales; Geminigeraceae.